This is a messenger RNA of Centropristis striata (black sea bass), 3519 nucleotides long. It is a transcript of the gene ppp1r2, whose product is annotated as protein phosphatase 1, regulatory (inhibitor) subunit 2. The transcript has 6 exons. The record is from RefSeq and is a predicted model, not a curated record. Lineage: Eukaryota; Metazoa; Chordata; Actinopteri; Perciformes; Serranidae. Gene Ontology annotation, biological process: regulation of signal transduction. Gene Ontology annotation, molecular function: protein phosphatase inhibitor activity. Bases 232 to 876 code for a protein of 214 amino acids.
UGCUGUUGCCCCGCCAGUCAGCGAGCAGCCGGAGAGGAGACAUGCUGGACCUCCAGUGGACCUAGGAUCCUGUCGGCUUUCUCCACAGUUUAUGGAAGAUCACUCAGUUAUGACGGCCAGCAUGUUUAAAACCGAACCUGUCUCUGUUAAUUGAGUCGCAGAAGUCGCAGGUUGAGAGAAUCAGUUGAGAAGAAAUAGUUGAGGCAGCCGGUGUGACAGUCAGCGUGUGGGAUGGCAGCUCCCCGGCCGAUAAAAGGCAUCCUGAAGAACAAGAACAGCGGGGCAAACGUUAAAUCGCUGCCCGACGAAGCCCCGGGAGAGAGUCUUGAACAAGCCCCGGUCCUCUCGGAGGAGGACCAACAGAAGAAAUCCACGAAAUGGGACGAGAUGAACAUCCUGGCCACGUACCAUCCGGCUGACAAAGAUUAUGGCCUGAUGAAGAUAGAUGAACCCAGCACACCGUAUAACAGGAUGGUGGGGGACGAGGAUGAUGAAGGGGCGCUGAGUGACUCGGAAGGCCACAGUGGACUCGCAGCUGAUGACCUUGCAUCAAAGCUCCUGGCAGCAGAGGGCUUAGAGCCUCGCUCAAUGAAAGACGAAGAAGAAGAAGAGGAAGAGAGCAGCGAGGAGGAGGAAGAGGAGCUGACUCCUGAAGAACGAGCCAAAAAGUCUCAUUUUCAAAUGAUGAGGAAGAUGCACUACAACGAGGGCAUGAACAUCAAGCUGGCACGCCAGCUCAUUGCCAGCGAGCUAGAAGAAGACGAGGACGCAGACGAAGAGAUGAGGGACGACACAGAAGAGGCGAGGGAGGACACGGAGGAGACGGAGGAGAUCAGUGUUGACCCGCCACAGGAAGCUGAUUCUCUGGACUCGUAGACGAGGCUUCUCUCCCACCUCCAGCUCUGUGUGUCGGCUCUGGAUCCAGACAGACAAUGCCACUGCGCUCUGUGUUUUUUUUAACGCUGGGCCGUACAACAGACACCGCUUCACCACGCAUAUAACAAACCUCAACAGCCAAUAACCUCCCGGUCACCUGUCUGUCUCUACUAUCCCUUAGAACUGUGCAAUAUAACAUUCAAACGCUCUGGUUUUUAACUCCCAGAAUCAGUAAAACACACAAGAGAAGACUGUUGCUCCCUCCUCCUUCUCCCCUCUCCUAUUGCCAAGAAUUUCCCCCUCCUACGUCCUCUGGACUGGCACUGAAGAAUAUGUGAUUCUGACCCUGAAAGGAGGAUCAAGGCUUUGUAAAAAAACAAACAAAAAACAAACUGCUGGAUACCAGGACCUCCCGUCUGGCCGCUCCACAGUCCUUCUGCAGGCCGCAGAGCAGCACGUCAGCCCUGGAGGAGGCCAGGGGAAACCCUGCGGCCUCACUGAAGGCAUAUCUGAGACAUGACGACAGCGCUUUUAAUGGUUGCACUUCAGACGGCUUUUGUUUUGCUUUGUGACCCACCACUCUGUUGAGUUUCCUCCUUCCAUACUUUUUGUGAUAAAUAUUGGACACUGUCAUGACCAGUUAGGUUGUUGUCAGGUGAGCUAUUCAUAUUGACAUAAUAGUGAUAUUAUAAUUAAGCAGCUAUAUAUUAGUCUCUAAUAGUCAGAAAAGACAACAUGAACCACGUCAUCUGAUUUUCAUUAUAGAAACAUCAAACAUCAAAUACUCUAAUUGACACGUGCUGUGGUGUCUCAGUUUGAUGCUUGCAGUCAACUGUGUAGCUUUUAGCUCAAGAUCAAUUAAAACAACACAGAUUGUAAGUAAUAUAUUGGCACUUUGCUGCUUUUGCCCAAGAACUUCUCAUUUACGUUCUCUCUUUAUAGGCAAGAACACCACACCAAACCUCAUUUAAGAUACUGGCAGUUUUUAAAAACAUGUAUACCUCAUGCAGCCAGAAGACUGUAGGUAUAUAAGUCGUCUAUCAAGAGAAGCUUUUUUCACUUAUAGUUCACCAUUUAAAUUUAUUUACGAAAGAAGAUUGCAGGACAAGCUAGUAAUAAACAUUUUAAAUUGUACAAGAUAGAGUCAGACCCCUGUGUUUUUGAAAGAAAAAUGAAAUUGACACUUAACACCUUUUAUCCUUUAUUUUAAAAAAGUAGGAGAGACAAUGUUGAGGUUCCACAUCUGAGGUACAGCACAUGCUACUGAUAAACAGGACAGUGUCAGGUCUUUAACAAGUUACGGCUCUUAUGUAGAUUUGACAGAAGAAACCAUAAUCUGUGUUGCACAGAAGCUUCAUUAAACAAUUUGUAAGUAAAAGGAUAUUUUGAGGAAAGUACAGUUCUCUACCUUGUGUUUUUUUAAUUUCUCCCCGGCUUCAUCUCCCUUUUAUUUAAUGUUGUCGGAUCUACUGAAGUGUCUUUAACGACCCAGCGUGGGAAUGUCAAAGAACGAGUUGUUAUUGAUGCUACUGACUUUAGUUAAAGCAGAUGUUGGCGGUGGAGAUGACCACUAAGGCUUAUAGGAGGCGUUUCAACCAUUUUUUGGUAAUGUCUGGGGUUCCUACGUAAGUGUUGAGAAUGUUAAUGUGUAAAAGUCUUAAAGAAGGUUGGAUUUGUGAAAAGUGCUGCUGAAAAAAAAAGACAAUGAUGAUAGUGCAAGCUUCAAUUGCACCGCAAGACGAGGGAUGGGAAUCAAAUUAUCCAAUGCAUCAUAAUCAUAUGUUCCCUGUUGGUUCUACACUCUAGUCCGACAUUUUUAUCCACACAGAAAAUGUAUCAGGAAUCAAUAAAGAAUCAGCCUGAUAAACAGAAUCUACAUCGACAUUAUUGUCAAUAAAAUCUUAACCACCGCCAUCCCUACCGGAGAGAAAAUUCAGUAGGAACCCUGAGUAUGUCUUGUGUUGUGGUCUCUUAAUUUCCUUCUUAACCCUUUAACUCCUCACUGUGACUGAAAGUGUUGAGCUCUGUAUUAUGGAAAUACAAAAAGAUCAACAGUAUGACUUCUGCAAAUGUCCCUUUGCAGUUUAUUUUGUUCUUGUAAUUUAGUAUUCGGUGGCGUUUUGUAGAGGUUAAAGCAACUUCCUUUGGGCCAUUUACACCAACCAACAAGCUCCCAUCCGAGCAGCUAAUUUUACAUGAUUACUGUAGAGAAACAGGAAUCUGUCUGGAAAAACAAACUGUAUUGUGUGAACGGAUAGAAAAGACAACUGCAGAGAAGAUGUAUUUAUGUUCUCCCUUAAGACAAAAGGACAAAAUUGUCCCGAACAUGACUGAGAUGAUCACCCGUAGGUGGUUGUUACCGGUCAAAUGUGCCUCUAUUGUAUUUAUGUACAUGUGUGUAAAAUGAACAGGCUAUGCUUCUUGUAACAGGUUUUUUUUUCUCCACUGUCUCGCUUUCUGUUAUUGCACCUCUUCUGCCCUGUUGGUUUUCUAACGAAGACAGACAGAUGUCUGUUUGUCUCAAAAAUGAGGUGGACGGUAAAUCCAUGGGUUUUUGUAUUUCCAGUUUGCAUGUCCUUAAUCAUCAGAUUGUGUGUAUUCUGUUUUGUUUUGCCACCUAUCAUUAAACAAAUGUUGUUAGGA